Molecule: messenger RNA, 8405 nt
Organism: Monodelphis domestica (gray short-tailed opossum)
Lineage: Eukaryota; Metazoa; Chordata; Mammalia; Didelphimorphia; Didelphidae
Gene: UBE2K
Product: ubiquitin conjugating enzyme E2 K
Molecular function (GO): protein binding
Source: RefSeq, a predicted model, not a curated record
GGGGUACUGCUAUUCCCAGGGCUCCUAAGUUUAUCUGCCAGAUGUUGCUGUUGAUGAGGAAUGGUAGACCUCUUCUCCAAAAUGACUUAUCUCCUCAUGAUGGCUAUGAGGAUUGGGUAGCAUGAUUGUUCAGUGGGCCUGAGGUACAAAAUACAUUGCUAUUCCCUAGGUUCUUGGGUUCAGGAUUCUGAGUUAUCUCCCUCAGCAUCUGAGGGUGCCUUUCUUAAUUAAUCAAGUAUAUAAAAUUGUUGAAAGUCCUAUUACAAAAUUCUAUUUAUAAACUAUUUCAAUUCAUAGUAACCCAUUUCUGAAAGCCAAAUUAAUAAAUAUGUUAAGAGGUUAAUUUAUUAGAAUCCAUAAUGCUUUUAAUGAGCAUAACUACAAAAGAGUGAAAUGCUUUGCUAUGAAUUCCAGGCACCCUGAUUUUGCUCAGAGACCAUGUCCAUUUUCUACCACCUUGAUAAUGAUUAUAACUCUGCUGGGAGCUGGCACUAGCAAAUCUGGCCUUGUAACAUUUCUGCUUUACUCUGCAGAUCUUUUAAAAGCAAAUUGGUCAGAUUUCUAAUGUGUUCUGAGUCUAGAAUAAUGCAGCAUGCAUCAUGAUCAAUCCUCUGGUGCCCCACUGGCCGGAGCUAAGUUUAGAAGUUUGACUGUCUGGAACUAAAUGUAGCUGCCUUCUGCAGCUGGAGCUCCCCAUUCCAGCUGCCAAGGGAAGUUAAAGGUAUGCUAAGGAUAGAGGUCAAUCAAUGCAGUGAAAGCAAAAUGAUCUUAGAGUUCAAUGUUUUGAAGCAAAGGGAUUUUGUGAAGAGAAUCAAAUGAGGGGAUGAGUAGACAGGGAAGCAAAGAAAGAGAAAGAAGUCUAAAGAAUCUGGCAAAAUGCCAGAUGUCCUUUGUUUAGGAAAAGACUUAAGGGAAAAGAGAAUUUCUCUGCAGGAUGAAUAGAAAAACUUCAAUCUAGAGAACAGUUAGAUUGUGAACUCCUUAAAGGCAGGUACUGUCUUUUGCCCUGUCCUUAUUAGCACAGUGCCUGGUCCAUAGUAGGUGCUUAAUAACUGUUUAUUGAUUGAACAGCAACAGAAGCAGCAAGCUCUAUGAAAGUGAAGGUAGAAAUCAUGGAUAUUUAUUUCCUUUUUAAUAGGAAAUUAAUGACUAUUUUCUUUAGUGUUUUAAAAUUGUGGAGGCUACUAGCAUCAGUAGAAGGGAAGCAUGCUUUGCUACACUGUGGUACCUAAUUUGACUUAUAUCAAAACUUUGCAUAGCAGUCUUUGAAUCUUUUACUGGAAUUGUACUGGAGGAGUAAGAGGAGGAAAUGGAGGACGGUUUGUUAGGAAGUUUCUGUUGAGUCAAAACAAAAUGUAUCACUUAAAAAACAAACAGACUUUUCAGUGGUAACAAAAGUUACCACAGUACUCUUUUCACCAAGCCAUUUGAAAAACCAUUUCUCAAUUAAAAUCCACCCCCCCAAACACCCCUCAACAAUUGCAGCAGCACAGGACCUGUGAAAUCUAAGCCUUUAACAUUACAAAUAGAAACUACUUAAUUCAAUUCACUAAGUAGUUAUUAAAUACCUGCCUUGCACUAUGGAAUGCUGCCUGAUCUGGCAUCAAAGGAUGAAGGUUCAAGACCUGGUUCUGCCAUUUAUUCCUUGGGUGACUUUCAGGGAAUCACUUCACUUGUGGAUCUCAGUUUUUUCAUCUUCAGAAUAAACCGGUUGGAUUGGACCUUCCCCAGCUUUCAAUCUGUGAUCCUAUUACAUUAGAGGAGAUUUUAGAAAACUAAAGGCAAUAGUCACUUAUUUUCCUUUUAAAAGAUUGUGUGUGCAAUUCAGCAUUUGGAUGUCAUCCUUUGUCCUGGUGAAAGUUUAAUAAGAGUUAUGCCAUAUUGACUCAAGGAGAACACAAGAUAACAUGAGCUACCUUACUAAGAAAUAAAAGUGUUAUGUGAGCUUAAGAAGAUUGAGAUGUGUAACUCUUAGGAGAAGCAUAUCAUCUUGGUAAACGACUUCAUUUUUGGAAAGGUCUGAAUGGUUUUGGUGGCUUUAUGGAAAAACCUGAAGUCCUGGAAAAGAACUAUUGGUAUUCUGUGAAUUUCACUCCUAAGGGAAUCUGGAGAUUUGACAUGGAUACUGAAUGAAGAAUUGUCCAAAGGCUGAGACCUAAUGCCCACUUGGUGGCGCGUAAGCCAAAGACCCUUGGAUCAAAAUUGGUCCAGGCAGAGACACAGAGGAUUACGUAACAAAGUACAAAAAACAAACCAACCCAACUUCCGUGUACUUGCCUCACGGGUUGUCCACGAGCUGUGACCCACAUAAAACACUUCGGCUCCUUUCUGGACCACAAGGGGGCUCUGCUAGAAGUCCUUAAUUUUUGACAUUAGACGGUCAUCUGGGAAACUAGUAUUUUUUUGGAGUUUUAUUGGUUUCCCUUCUGUUGCCGCAUUUUUUUUUUGUAGCGGUUAUGGUUACAUCUUGUCCUAUUUGGCACAUUGUGUAAAACCACGUCUAUAAUACUAUAUAUCUUUCUCAGGUUCUUUGGAGAUAAGCUUCCCAAAGACCGAGGUCACAGGAGUGUAGAUAAACUUCUGGGUGACACGCUCGUCCCCCAGCCCCCAACCCCACUCCCGCUUCUUUAAUCUUUCCGAAGCCGGGUUGUAACCCUUCUGUGAGUUGGCACUUCUUCCUGCCCUGGCCUCGAGUCUUCCUUAGUCUCCUCCCCAGGCUUUACUCUUCCCCUUUGAAACUCCUUCCCAACGUAAGACCCUCUCUCCGUCCCCAGGCCAUCUCCACACUCCCAGCGGCUUCUCUUUCUUGCGUCUCCUUUGCAUCCAACGCAGGACAAGCCUCUCUGGAACCCGAGAACCACACAUAGCGCAGCCCCCCAGUCGCGAGGCGAGGGAACCUGCAGCUUCGGCAGGAACUCCUAGGCCGCUCCGGGAUUGGCGUCGCGGCUUUUCGGCUGCUCUGCAGACGGACUGUCCGGAGCGGUUCCGGGGCUUUGCGGCUGCAUCCAGCGGAUGCCUUGUCAGCGCUCUUUUGUGAUGAGGUGUAGGGUUGGGAUGUGGGGGAGGGGGAGAUUUCCAUUAGGCUCUCCUAAUUAUAUCUUAAAAUUAAAAAAAAAAUGACGACCACGGUUUUGGGGAGGGCCCCACCAAAGGAUUUGAGUUCUGCGAGGGUUCUUUUCUUUUUCCUCCUGUAAGUCUCUCUGUGUCCUUCCCCCUCCCCCACGGCCGGCCACAAGGAGAGAAUCGGGUGGGCUCGUAAGCACUUGGGGUGGGGGCUCAUGAUACACUAAACCUGGGCGCACCAACCUCCCCUCAGCUGGGACCAAAGGGCCAAGGAAAGAACCCGGAGGCUCCAGGGGCCUAGGAACCAUCGGAAGGGUUUAAAGGAAAGGGGCGAGGCCUAAGUAGUACCAACCUAGGGACGCUUACAGGUAACCCUUUCCGCGAGUACGGGGCGGGGGAGGGGGUAGGGUGAAAGGUUGGUGCACGCGCGCGCGCGACGGAAGCCCAGGACCAUCCCACGCACGCGGCGGCGCACAGGCCAAAGCUCGCGGCCGGCUGGCGGGCUCGCGGCUCAGAAGCUUCCUGGGGGCUUACAACGAGAGCCGCUGCGCCGCCCGGCUGGGCAAUCGCCAUGCGCAUGCGCGGCCCCAGCGCCAUUUUGGUGGCCGGGCGCGGAGGUGAUUCCACUGUGAGGAGAGAGUGGCGGCAGCGGUACGGCUCCCCAGCUCUAGUCUAAAUCGCAGAGGGAGGAGGAGGAGGCGGCGGAGGAGGUGGCGGCGGCGGCGGCGGCGGUCGUGGCGGUGGCGGAGGCGGGGGGUGUGAAACGGCUGCGGGAGGAGACAUGGCCAACAUUGCGGUGCAGCGAAUCAAGCGAGAGUUCAAGGAGGUGCUGAAGAGCGAGGAGACGAGCAAAAAUCAAAUUAAAGUAGAUCUUGUAGAUGAAAACUUUACAGAAUUAAGAGGAGAAAUAGCGGGACCGCCAGACACACCAUAUGAAGGAGGAAGAUACCAACUAGAGAUAAAAAUACCAGAAACAUAUCCAUUUAAUCCCCCUAAGGUGCGGUUUAUUACUAAAAUUUGGCAUCCUAAUAUUAGUUCUGUCACUGGGGCCAUUUGUUUGGAUAUCCUGAAAGAUCAAUGGGCAGCAGCAAUGACUCUAAGGACAGUAUUGCUCUCAUUACAAGCAUUAUUGGCAGCUGCAGAACCAGAUGAUCCACAAGAUGCAGUAGUAGCAAAUCAGUACAAACAAAAUCCAGAAAUGUUCAAACAGACAGCUCGACUUUGGGCACAUGUGUAUGCUGGAGCACCAGUUUCUAGUCCAGAAUACACCAAAAAAAUAGAAAACCUAUGUGCUAUGGGCUUUGAUAGGAAUGCAGUAAUAGUGGCCUUGUCUUCAAAAUCAUGGGAUGUAGAGACUGCAACAGAAUUACUUCUGAGUAACUGAGGCAUAGAGAGAAAACUGCUGCUGUAGUCCAGUCCAGUUUGCCCCCUUCUUGAGGAGCAUCACCAUCUGUUGUUAUUUUUAGAAUUCUGCAUAGAUUCUUUUAAAACUGGCAUUCUUGCCUAAUUAUUAUCUAGGCAUGAUUGAAGACUGAAAAAAAAAACAAACCCUGCUCUGUAAAUAAAGCUAAUUAAACGUCUGUGUAAAUUUAAAAAAGGGGAAAUACUUUAAUUUUUUUUCUUACUAAAUAGUGUAAAAAUUCUUUGAGCUCAGCUAAGACUAUGGAAAAACAUCAAAACAUGCUACUUUAGAAUUUAGAAGUGUGACCAAGACUAGCAAGAGUUUGCUUCAAACUUUCGUUGAAUAAUUAUUUAAAUAAUAUUUUGAGCGUGUUAAGGCCAUCCAAAUUGUUGAUGUUAUUCAUCACAGCUACCUUAAUGUUUUUAACAUGGAUCUUCUGUGCCUGUGAAUUUACUUGCAUGCGUGUACUUUGCUAGACCUCUUAGAACCUGGUAGCUGAAAAGAGCACCAUUUUAAAUAUUUGUGUGCUUAGAAAAUUCAAGAUUUACCCAAAGUCGAAAAUGGUGACCUAUUCAGAACCUUUUUCAUCCCUGUCAUUGGAUUGGGACACCACACAUACUUUCUCUUCAUUUUACAUAUCUAAAUUCUAAUGUUGAAGUUAUUUCCCCCUGUUUAUGUUUGAGAAUGUGCCAUUUAUAAUAGCUUAUGUUCCAUUUUCAGAUGAUAUAUUUGGAAUAUUUUGUCAUUAUACUUAAAACACAGUCUUGGAACUUUCCUGUAUUAGAGAUGGUGCAAAAAAUGGGGCUACUAAUUAUUUUUCUUCUAAAACCAGUACAUUCUUAAUGCUGUGGUUUCCCUGUAAUAACAGGAAGAACAUAACUUAAUUUUCGCUGUUCAGACACUUUUUUUUUUAAAAAAACUGUCUCAGCAGUUGAAGAUUUUCUUUGAGUACUUGCUUUGAUGCAAUCAACUGUUUGCAAGUUUUCUAUUAUUUUGGGAUUUAUUGGUAGGGAUUGCUUAUCAGGUACUUAAAAUUUCACUUUUGCUUACAUUUUCCCCUUGUUGACACAUGGAAGCUGUGUUAAUGUUUUCCUGUACAUACUUCAAAUGCACAUAGAAAGAAAUAGAAGUGUUAUAAACCUAGCUUUCUUUAUGAUGUUUCUGAUAAUACAAGAAUUGAAAACCUUACCUUCUUGUGUACAUACAGUCAGACUUUUUAUUCAUAUUAAAAUGACAUUUCAUCCUGAAUUCAAAAGUUUGAAAAUUAUUAGUUUUGAAAAUUCAGAUAUCAGUGUGACCAUUUAUUGAAUGUUGAACUAACUUUAUGCAAACAGCCGUAUACUUCAAAUAUAACUAUUGUAUGGAAUUUUCAGGUCAGAUGAAGAAAGUUGACAGACUGGAUUAGGUUAUGGCAUAUUAUAUAAAAAGCUUCCAUUCCCCAACAGAUUCUUAGUCUAAACCAUAACAAUUUUUAAAACAUGCAAACAUCAUUGUUUUUGAUCCAUGAACAUUUGACUUUUUUAUAUUCUUCAUAUUGGAAGCAAUAAGAACCAUUAUUAAAUAUAUUAAAAGCUUAGAAUAAGAAAUUUAAGGGAACCUAGUUCUUAAAACUUAGGAUGUCCUGAUCAGCAGUAAGCUUUUAGUUCAUAACAUACUAAACACAUAUUUUUUCUAUAGUGUUUGCUAAAGCAUGACAUUUUUCCUAAAAUCAUCUUUUAAUGUUAUAGCCCAGUUAUUUUCUGAUGAUGCCAAAGGAAAUGAUUUUUUUUGUUAUUUAUUUUAAACAAUUAAAGAAUAUUAAUUUGUAUUUGAGGCAUUAGAAUAGUAAUGAAUUAUGGACCUUUUCCCCCAUUUCUUCUUGGUCACACCUCAAAUCAUGUUUUUUUUUUGAUACACAACCUUAUUCAUAGAAUUAUAUGGUGAACAUUCUUUUCAUUUUCCCCCAAUUAAAAUACAUCUGCUGAAUUUACCAUUUCCAGAUAUUGCUAGGGUAUCAAAAUAGUCAAAUGUUUGUCUGAGAAAUGAGAGAACUGGGAGAUUGUUAAAGAACAAGGAUUACACACCUUCAUUUUUUGAAGACAGCUGAAUCUUGCCUUUGAUUAGAUGCUUUAGCCUCAAAUGGACACCCCAUUCAGUAAGUACAUGUCAGAUACUAUUUCAAGGCUGCCAGGAAAGUCUGAAGAUGCGAUUAUGCUUGGUACUGAGGAAUUAUUCCAAAAAGAAAUCCUCAUGGCUACAAUUUAAUUUACCUUAUACCUUUUAAAUACUGCAAUAGUUCCUCUUUACUCUUCCCUUGUAUUUUGUUUAUAUUGUAUUAUAUCUAUCUAGUUUAUAAAAUUGACUGUUAUUGCAAAAUUGAUGAAAUUGUCCCCUCCAUUCCUUCCCUCCCUUUCUCUCUUCCCCCUCCAGCCUAGAAUAAUGGCACUUUUGAAAAAUAUUUAUUGGGGAAUGAAGAGAUGCCCAGGUGGAAAAUGUUUUUCUAAUUGCAUUUUUUUGUUAUUUGGUAUUUUUAAAGGUUUACAAAAGAAAAAAAAAUACAAAUCUUAUUUGGAGUAGGCAGAGUUACUAGAGAACACUGACAUUCCAACUAAAUAGGUUUUAUUAUUAAGUACAAAUUUUAUGGAACAUGCCUGACUUAGAAUAGUCGAUUGUACAGUAUUCAUUCACUUAAUUUUUUUUGACGACUGGAAAAAGAUAUGUUACAGAAGAAUUAGUGCAGUAUGUAAAUAUUUAAAAGAAUUUGGUUCUAAAUUAGCUGCUAAGAGUUGACUCCCAAAGAUGCAUAUAGUUGUGAAUAUAUGUUCAUUUAAAUACAUUCAACUUCCAAGAAUAGAUGAAUUUCAGUAUAGUUGACUUAGGGAGUCCCUUGGCAUUUUGCUUUUGGGAGAAAAACUUUGUAUCUAAAAUAAUUAGAGUGAUUUUGAAGCAUAUCAUAUUGGCAGUUAAUAUAGUUGUUGGCUAUGCUUAAAAACUAUGCAAAGUUCUUAGAAAAAAAACUGUGAAGACCUGGCAUUUAAAGGAGAAGUGUGGUUUGUUUAUGCACUACAGAAUGGGGCACAUAGUAGUGGAUGAGAGACAUUUGCUGCUUACUGUGAAAAGCAAACCGUUGCUGUCAGUGUGUACCUGAUACAGGACUUUUAAAAAAACGCACUGGGGAUUUGUCACUUUUCCUCUCUAGCGAAGUAGAUAACAAACACCUCUUUCUGGGGGUAAAGCACAGGAAUUGAAUACAGUCUUUCACUUUAAACAAAUCAGGUGAAUUAGGCCAGGAAAGUUGGAUCCAGGUUGGAUCCGUACCUUCUUCAGGUAUAUAGGCUAUACAGGUAGUGGCAAUGUUUAAAAGUGCAAAAGGAUGCCAUUUGUUCACAGUUGAUUUUAAAUUCAUGGAAUUCCUGUGAAAAUCUUUAGUCUUAAUAGCUUUUUCUAGGUUUAGGAAUUUCAACUUUGGUGUACAAAAUAAUUUAAUUUUAAAAUUUCACCUUUUCAGGUUUUUAGUGUUAAUUUAAAAAAUAAAUGCUUAAUGUCAGGCAAUGACUUUCUGGGGAAGAAGGCAACCUGAAGUAUGUACUGAUAUAUAUAGCCUCCUUUUCCAGGUAUGAGUUUUCCGUGAUGUAAACAUGGUACCAUGUGAUAAUAUUUUCAGAAUUGCAAAAUGGAUCAGAAAACUUCUUUAAAAAUAGCUAAUUUCCCCCCAUUUUUAUUGUUUAUUGCUUUGUUGGCCUGAUCUGCCAUAAAGAUGUGAUCAUCAGCUUAAAUGUCUGUUGAUGUAUUCCCUCUUGCUUGGUAAUUCAGCCGUGUUCUUCAACAUAAUUAAGUGUGGCACUAGUUUUCAGAUUGGUUCUAGGGGAUAAAUGGAUACAAAUCAUUGCACUGUACUGUUACCCUUGUCUGCUUGCUGUUAUCUACCUUUUCUAGGCAUCACAAUAAAAACUAGACAAUU